Messenger RNA from Apis cerana (Asiatic honeybee), 11518 nucleotides. RefSeq names its product Cyclic nucleotide-gated ion channel-like. The record is from RefSeq and is a predicted model, not a curated record. Gene Ontology annotation, molecular function: protein-containing complex binding; intracellularly cyclic nucleotide-activated monoatomic cation channel activity. Gene Ontology annotation, cellular component: membrane. Lineage: Eukaryota; Metazoa; Arthropoda; Insecta; Hymenoptera; Apidae. Gene Ontology annotation, biological process: transmembrane transport; monoatomic ion transport.
UUCUUCUUCCAAAUUUGUAUUCAUUUUUUCUCUCUAAUUCUAUAACUAAUAUUAAAAAAAAUAAAAAUAAAAAAUUCGUCUAAUAAAUCUAAAUAUUUCACAUAUUUCACGAUCAAAAAUGUAUAAUCUCCAAACUUACUUCGAAAUCUUCAAAUUCAAUUAACUACCAAGCUUGUUUCGUCAUAAAACAAUAAUUAUCUCCUUUUCAAAAUUUUCUCAAUCGAUCUCCUCAAAUCUCCUCCUCCCGACCCUCAUCGCUCGAAAAUUUAAUUUAAAAACUUAAUUUCAAAAAUUCAUUUAUCUCCAAAUUACCUCAACAAUGUCCGCAAAUUAAUACGACGCAUCAAUUCCCUUUCUAAAAUCCGAUCAUCGAAAGAGCGAGAAGAUGAUAGAUCGAGAAAUUCGAAACGAUACAGAGAGGAAUUGGAAAAGAAGCGGAGGGAAGAGAAGAAUGGCGCGUAGGUAGGGACACGGUUCGCGCGCAGUUUAUGAUAAUAUUUAAUCCAGUUACAGCGAAGGGUGAAUAUAGAGCGGACCUCGUGGUGGUCAGUCGAUGCCUCGAUGCACGGUUGGCAGCGGUGUAAUCCAGUUAUGCCCGAGCUACGGACGCAACGCGUUGUGGUUUAGUAACGUUCCGUAUCGCUUCUACGCGUAAUACGUUUCCGUGUUCGUUUCGUUCGUUGAACAGCUAUUUUCGGAUAUUCGAUUGAAGGGAUACGAGGGAUUGUUGUAGGGAUCGGGGAAGAAACGAGUGGAAAUUGGGCAAUCGCGCGUGGAUUUGUUUUAUCAAUCGUUUGGGAUAUUCGAUCGAAGAUUCAAAGCACUCACAAGCAAACACACUUCCAGUGAUAUAGAAUUUCACGACACUUAACAAUAACGAAUAAACUUCAUGAUAUUAGUGAUAAUCUUCGUGUAGUGAAGUGUCAAAAGUGCCAGCCACAAUAAUAAAUAACAAGAACAACCACGAAGAACAAUAAAAAAUACAAUAAGAAUAUUUUCCACAAGGAAAUGAUUAUUCGCUAUUCGCUAUUCGAUUUCGAUCGAAGGCAACAUAACCUAACCUAAGAAGACGAUCGAGGAUAAUACUUCCUCGACCCAAGAUAUUCUCCUUCAAGUGUCCAAUGGUUCUUCGAAGACUGGUCGAACAUCAUGCUCGAUCUCUUCUGCAUCUUGGUGCCACUACGGCUAGUAUAGAAUCGAUCACAGAAUACAACAAAAGAAAGGAUAACUGCGAGCUAUUACGUGGAACUAAUCCAAACGAGGAUACGCGUGAGAAGUGGAUCAAAAAGGAGCGUAGAUGUCUCUGCCGCGAUCUCUUGGCGCCUGGAACACAGUUUUCCCUUCGUACGCCACGCGCUAGACAUUUGAUGAACGACACGUGGCCUUAUAGUUUGAAUCGGCGAAGAAUAAAGAGAAACAGGAAGAAGAUGUCCCUCGAUGGGCUAAGAAUCGAGCAAUGUCGCGUAUUCUCGUCUCUCAACGACUCAUUGUUGGAUCAAUGAAAUUAUAAUUUUAAUAGAAGAUAAAGAGAGGUUAAGAGUGUUCAGUUCCUCGUAGAUGAGAUGGAGAUGCCUCAUGUGGAGAGAUGACGAGUAUAUUCGAAGAAUCGAGGUUCGAGUUUAUCUGCCUUCGAUGUAUAAUAUAUUGUUCAUACGUAUUAUCAUUAGAUUAUUAAAUAAAUUAUAGAAUAAUAAUAUAUAGAAGAAUUGGUAUUAAGAGACGUUUGAUCGUUCUUAUCGAAUUAAGAUUUUGAAAAUUAGAUCAGAUCUUAUUUAAAUCAAGAGAGGAGAUUACUUUUUUUCAAAAAAAUAAAAAUUUUAGAGAAUUUGAAAGAUUUGCAUCAAGAGAUCUCUGAUCGACAAAUUUAUUAUAAUUUUCGAAAGAAUUAAAAUUUUGAAAAUUGAAGUGGAAGAUCUUGUUUACACGAAGAAAAUCUUCGAUCGAGAGGAGGUUGUUACGAAAACUGAACGUGGUCGAGUAAACGAAAGAAGGAUUAUUCCAACGAUCGAUAUCCAUUCUCUUUUGUCACAAGAUGUUUAAUCCUCGAUACGGUUCCUAAAAGGAUUUCCUUCUUGAUCAGCCCGCUCAUCAAGGCUGAAUCUAAAAACCUAUCCAAAACGAAUCUAUUCCUAUCACGAGGAAUAGACAUAUCGAAAAGAAUCUUGGAAACAUAGGAGAUAGAAAAAGAUCACGUAUCUUCAUAUAUCUGUACAUAUUUCUCCUCUCUCGCGGGAAAUCAUCGUCGAAGAAAGAGAAGACAAGACUCGUCUUACACUAUAGGUUGCCUUUUCCAUAUGAUUGGCUGAAUUCGUAACAAAACGUAAAUAAAUUCUUUAAUUCUACUAUUAAAAUCACCAAAACUUCCACUUUAUUUCAGUUAAAUUUGUGAUAACUGAUUCUUUAAUUAAACAUAAAUAAAUUUCACCAACAAUAUUAUCAAAAUAGGAAAGUAAAAAAAAAGACGAAUCAUUUUGGUGAAGUCUCCUCGUAACUUGGCUAAAUUCGUAACAAUUAAUUCAUUAAAAACCACUAAACUUCCACUGGUUAAAUUCAUAAAAAUUGAUUCGUUAAAUAUAAAUAAAUUCCACAAGUCCACCAAUAAAAUCACUAAAAAUUUCACUUCUUCUAUUAACAUUCACACUAAAAUUGUUCUGUUAAGAAAAAUAUGAAAUAAAUAUAAAUAAAUUUCACCAAAUAAAAUCAAGAAACAAAAUACGAGAAGAAUAAAGCUUCUUGGCAAUCUAACCUAACCAAGAUAACCAAACUAUCAGAAUUGUAUAAUAAAUUUUCUCUAACCUAUGUAAAUUCGUCUGUUUCACGAUCUAUAAAUUCCGUAGAAGGAAAUUCUCCUUUAAAUCUUAAGAUUUAACGAAACGAUGAAUCUCGAAGCGAGGAAAGAAUAUCACAUCACAAAUAUUUAACGAUUUCACCAUUACCACGAGCACGAUUCUUUCAAACGCAACUGUACAGAGGGAGACACUAUCGAAAAUAGAGGAUCGAGAUUCGAGACAAGUGUAUCGAAAGAGCAAAUAAAGUAAAACAAUCGAUUGUGGAACGGAGAUCAAGUAGCAAUCGAAACAGGAGGUUUGUUGUUUCGUUCUCUUAGAAUUUUUCUACGAUUGAAGAAGUUCCUUUUGUGAAGAAGGAUUAAAGGAACAAGAAUGCGAUCCAAGUGGAGAAUCGGAAGGAUCGUACCCUUUAACGGGAAGAAAUGAAGUUAUCAGUGUCGGCUUACAGAGCUCAGGCAAGUGCUCACAAGAAGAUCCUUUCCAACUAUCAGCAUCAGCUGAGUUACGGGGCCACCAAUCAGGCGUCCUCGGCCCGGACCCCCUCUGAUCCCGCGACGUUCCUUACUGGCUUCAAGGUGGAUCGUGCGGAGAACGAGGAGGGCCAGGGAGGGGGUGGUCUGUCGACGUCUUCGGCGGGCUGCAGCGGUGCUUCCGGUUCGAGGAUGGGCCCAGGGCCCGAUUCCGGUAGCAGUGCUCCCUCUUCUGUUCCCCACUCACUGGCGACGUCAAGAGACGACGAGGACGACGAGGACGAGGAAAGUAGCGGAAGACGUUCCAAUGGCCACACAGGAACGCGGUUAUCCGAGCUGUACCGUCGAGACACUUCCUCGAGCCAUGGAGAAUCGUUGGACAAGGAUGCAGCUGGUGUGAGCGCGACAUCGACCACUUCAGAGUCUUUGGAGAGCAAUGGCCUCGAUACCGAGAUACCAGCCGCUGCAAGAAGGCCUCGUAGCACUAGGGGCUCACAAAAAUGGAGUAACGUACGCGCCGUCAUGGCGCUAUAUUCCUCUCUACGCAAGAUCAAGAGAACGAAGAGCAAUCAACGUUGGAUGAAGCUGCGCACCACCGUCCAAUUGUCAUCCGCCAUCUCGACGAUCCAGAAGAAACCGCCUUUGAAACGGGAAGACUCGUUCCUGAAGAGGUUCUCGACCAGGCAGAUACCCGAGAGCCAGGAGACGUUGGACACGGGCGAGGGGGAGGGGGACGCAGCCGACGACAAGGACUCGAGCGGGAGGCGGCGAAGAAGGCCUCGAAGGCUGCAGAGGCCACCGAAAACCGUGGUCAACCCGGACGAGAACUUUUAUUAUUAUUGGCUUAUGCUUCUCUCCGCCUGCGUGUUGUACAAUCUGUGGACGUUGAUCGUGCGCCAAAGUUUGCCCGAGUUGCAGGCGGUCGCCCCGGCCACGUGGCUCGCCUGCGACGGUUUCACGGACCUGGUAUUCUUUCUCGACGUUGCCGUGCAAUUCCGUACCGGUUACCUGGAACAAGGUUUGAUGGUUUACAACAGCAAGAAACUGGCAGGCCAUUACCUCAAGUCGAAAUCGUUCGUAUUGGAUCUGUUGGCCUUGUUGCCCCUCGACCUACUCCAGGUUAAUCUGGGGAGCAAUCCGAUGCUCAGGUUCCCGAGAUUUCUCAAGAUAUAUCGGGUGUACAAUUAUUACUACAUGGUCGAGUCGAGGACGGUCUACCCGAAUCUGUGGCGCGUGUUGAAUCUGAUACACAUACUGCUUAUACUGGCGCACUGGUUCGGCUGCUUUUACUACUUGCUCAGCGAGGCGGAAGGAUUCCAAGGGGACUGGGUCUACCCGUACAGGCCGGGGGAGUACGCGACCCUGACCAGGAAGUAUCUCGGCUCGCUCUACUGGUCCACCCUCACCCUCACCACGAUCGGCGACCUACCCACGCCGGAGACCAACGCCGAAGUCGUAGCGGGCGGCAAUCCCCGGAGCCUCGCUCGUCGUGGCCGACUGUCCCGGCUUCUGCAGUUCAAGCAUAACGGAGGGUACGUCUUCACGAUAGUGAGCUACCUGAUCGGCGUCUUCAUAUUCGCGACGAUCGUCGGUCAAGUUGGAAACGUGAUUACCAACCGGAACGCGAAUCGGCUGGAAUUCGAGAGACUGUUGGACGGUGCAAAGACAUAUAUGAGACACCACAAAGUACCGGGCGGAAUGAAGAGGAGGGUGCUGAGAUGGUACGACUACAGCUGGUCCAGGGGUAGGAUACAGGGUGGAGGUGACAUCAACACCGCUCUCGGAUUGUUACCUGACAAAUUGAAGACCGAAUUGGCGCUGCAUGUGAAUUUGUCCGUAUUGAAAAAAGUCACCAUAUUUCAGGAGUGCCAACCCGAAUUUCUUCACGAUCUAGUGUUAAAAAUGAAAGCUUAUAUAUUCACGCCUGGCGACUCGAUAUGUCGAAAGGGGGAAGUGGCUAGAGAAAUGUUCAUAAUAGCAGACGGGAUUUUAGAGGUGAUUAGUGAAACGGGAAGAGUUUUAACAACCAUGGAAGCCGGGGACUUUUUCGGUGAAAUUGGAAUUCUUAAUCUGGACGGAUUAAACAAGCGCACAGCCGACGUUCGUUCGGUGGGUUACUCGGAGCUGUUCAGCCUCUCCCGCGAGGACGUGUUGGCUGCUAUGAAAGAUUACCCAGAGGCUCAAGAGAUCCUGCAAAAUCUCGGGAGGAAGCGUUUGAUGGAGGCGCAGAAGGUUGCCAGGGCGUCCCGUCAGCCAACGUCCCCCGGCCACGACUCGUCCGACAACAGCACCGGGAAACGUAUCGUGGACAAGUUGAAGAGCGACGUGAAAGGGUUGAAGAACGCGUUGAGAAAAAGCAGGCGGAACACGAGGCCCGAGGAGAGCCUGGAGCUGCAGCCGCUGACCCCGAAGGGGCCCACGUUGAAACGGCAGCAAAAGGUGGACGACGGCCAGGACCCGUCGGCCUCGAGCGUUCAGGAGGCGCCUGUUUCUCCUUUGGGCGCAGGCCUGCCGUUGCUCGCCAGGCUGAGGCUGCUGAAGGAGAAGGAGGAGAGGGAAGAGCGUCGAAACCUGAUGGAGACCCAAGCGCACGCGGCCGAGCAACAGCAGCCGGGCCAGCAGGAGGCGCAGAACCCUAUGAAUCCCAACCUGCCGUUUCUCCAGAGGAUUCUGCUGUUGAAGGCGAAGAACGAUCAGGAGGCGAGGGAGGCGGACAAGGAGGCGCCCACCAAAGAGCCUCUGCUCCCUAAGAACACGAGCAUACCGGAGGAGGAGCAGCAGCAACAGCAGCAGCAGCAGGAGCAGCAGUCGAGGCAGCCGGCCAAGUCGAUCCAGAGGCAAGCCUCGGCGCAGGGCGCGGUGGAGCAGAGCGUUAAGUCGCCGACGAUUACGUCGAACGGGGCGAUGGAGUCGAACGUUGGCAAUGGGUCGAACGCGAAGAAACCUUGGGCAAUGUUGAAGGACGCCUCGCUGACAAAUAAGGAGAACUCGCCUCAGAGAAGCCCACCGGCCAGGAGGUUGCAGCUGAGGCAGAGUUUGGUCCACAUAAGGCAGCAGACAAAGAUGUACGCGUCCGUUGACGACCUUUCGCCCGAGUAUUGCGGUCUACCGUUUGUCAAGAAGCUGAAGAUACUUAACGAGAGGCAAAAGUUGGCGGAACUCGAGAAGGCGGUGAGAAGCUCGAGUUUGGAUUGCGGGGAGAACAACGAGAUCGAGUUCGAUGGAAACUUGACCAGAAGUCACUCGGAGGCUUGCGCCAUCGAGUACGCCAGGAAAUUGGAAAAAUUUAAUCAGAAUCGAAUGGCGUCGAUAUCACCGACGGAGCAACUCUCGCCCGAGAACGAGACGCUGGAGAGGCGGAACCUGAAGAGCAUACUGAAAAAAUUAUCGGCCGGGAGCAGAACCGGAAGCUCGGAGACCUCGGCGACGAGCACGCCGGACCGCGAGGCUGCCACCGCCGAAUUGAGGAAAUUGAUGAGGGCACCGACCAUAGAGGGGUACGCGGCACGCCACUCCAAACUCUCGAAGAGCGUCACGUUUAACAAGUACACGCUGCAGAGCCCACCGUCCGAGCAGAUACCGGUUAAUUAUCCGAUUGGGUCUCAUUUGUCCGACACCCAAGAGCAGGCCUCACUGCCACCGCCCAAUAAACUCAGUUUCCGUCCUUUGGGCAGCGGAGGUAUCCUGCAAAUGGUAUCUCGGCCACGAGAAGAGGAAUACUUGGGGGAGUUGGUGUCUGGUAUCAAAGAGAUCGUUAAGGGUCGUCUGGAGGAUAUCCAGACCAAGUUCGAACGGCAGUUCACCUCGUUGGAGCUAGAGAUUCGCAAGCGGGACGAGAUAAUAUCCCAGCUCCAGGCAAGGAUAUUAGAGCUGGAGCAAAGAGAAUCGCGGAACGCGGACGAGUCCGUAGGCGACAGCACGGAGCACGACGCCUCGUUGGAGGAGGAUCUGGACGACGACCGCGAGGACCAUCCUUUCAUGAGGGACGGUUCCGUGGACACCGUUCUGACCACCCAACCCCGUUACAAGCGUUCCUCGCCGUCCACCGAGUCUAGCUCCCAGAACAGGAGAUCGUGGGAGGAGCACUCGGAGGAGGAGACGUUGGAGCUGCAAGAAUUGCCCAGCUCGAUCGUUCCGCAGCCACUGUGGAAGGACGACGUGGCGAUCGACUUCGAGUCGAACAGCGAGAGCAGCAGAUCCGAGGACGAGUUGGACGACAGAGCGGCGAGGGACAGCGAGAACGACGGGGACGACGACGAGGAGGCGGAAGUGAGGAGGCAGGGGCGCAACAACUGGGAGGUGGCGAUGCUGGCGCAAGAGUUGGAGGCAAGGCGGAGAAGUAGCGAGGACGCGAACCCGGGCUCCUAGCGCAUUAACGAGAUUCUAGACGUACUGUGUUACCUUACGAGCACGUUGCACACGGAGGGCUGGUGCAACAGCAGGCCUGCCACCGCUGCUCGAAACGCGGCCCUAUGCGAGAACGAUUGCCCUUACCUACAGUUAGACAGCAUGACCAGUUGUAGGGAGACGAUGAUGUGAGGGAUUCGUUCCUUAUUUUCUAUGAUUCGCCAAGAGAUCCUGUGGGCCAAUCUAAUAUGAGAUCCUCGCGAGAUGAGGUUAAUACACGCGUAAUAAUAAUAACAGUCGGAUUUAUGCGUGCGUUUAAUCGCAUCGCGGUCGAACUCCCUCUCUGUGUACGUAAUAUACGAGAGAUGGUUUUGAGAAAGAGUGUAUAGAGAUUUGGGAUGUCGUUUAAUUCUUAAAUACAAGAUGUUGAUAGCAUAUUUUUUUUUUUCGAGAUUUGAAAAAUUUGUAUAUACGAAAAUGUUUAUUGAGAUUUAUUUGUUAAGUUAACUCAUUCGAGAGCAUGUCAAAAAUCGAAGAGGAUAUUAAUUUUUGAAAAGUAUGAAUGAAAUUUAAAUAAUAUUGACGGAACAACACGUAUAUUGAAUGCGUAUAUGGAAAUAUGUGGGAAAUAUAUUUUUUUUUUUUUUUAAAUUUAUGACACGAUCUUAUGCAUCAUAGAAUAGAAAAUGCGUUUCAUAUUGCAUCACUGCUCUCGAGUGUGUUACAACACGUAUUAGAUGAAUCGAGAGGGAUAUAGAAACAAUUCUAUUCGCUUCAUCUAAAUUAAAAUUUGUUAUAAUUAGAUUUUGGAUAUUUGUGCGAAUUAAAAUAUUUAUGAACAUAAUUAUAAAAAUUAAGUAUUUUACUUUAGAUAUUUUUGCAUAUCAUAUGCAUUCUAUAGAUUUUUCGUGCAUUUAAAUGCAUAAAAAUCCAUGGUCUAUUUAUAAUUUGAAAAAUAAGUCUCGAUACAGAUGUAAAAUUCAUUUCAGUAUACUAAUUUUUGUGUUUGUUUCAUCUCAAUCGAUUCUAUAUCCGUUUUACGAAUAUAUCAAUACUUUGUAUAAUUUCUCAAUAAUUUAAUGAUAUGUAAUUUAUCUGUAUAUUUGAUAUGUUUUCUAUUCAUUAUUAUUCUUUAACGAAUUUUUAUCCUAAGAACAUAAACGCGAAUUUUCAAUUUCGAAAUAUUUUGUUACAUAUAAAAAUAUCAUGCAUUUAAGGGUUAAAUAUCGACGUACUUUUGAUUUCAUUUAGAGUCUUGAUCAAAGAAUGUGAAUAGUAAUGCUCUUUUCAGAUAAAAUUUUCAUUUUAUUUGGCAAUUAAAUUAUGAAAUUAUGAAAUUUUAAUUUUGUGUUAGACGAGUUUUUAGUUGAUUUAGAGUUGAUUGUUUCAAACAAGAGGAAUAGUUUUACAAGAAAUAAAAUGAAAAUUGGAUAUAGUCUGUAGCGAAUAAAGAUGCAAUUUCGUUUCUCAAAAGUUGAAGUUUAUAGCGGUUUGAAAUUGUAUACUUAGAUACUCAUAUCUGCUACGAAGACUUGAUUAAAGAUUACGAAUUUUAAAACGUUAUGUUACGAUAGAAACGAAAAUAAUUGUAAGUGAGAAGUGAUUUUAAUUUGAAAAAUUGAUUAAUUUUUAUCAUUUAAACAUAAAAAAAUAGUAAAAUGAUUCAUUACAUGUUGUAAACGAUGUAUGGUACAAAUUAAUUUACAUUAAUCUUCAUCUAACUUGCGAAUUAAGUUUAUUUUCUAGUCACUUUUAAACCUAUAACUUUCAGCAAUUGAAAUAUAUACAUAUAACAUGUACAUUCGAGGAGAAAAAUAAGUAUAAAACGAAAUAGAAUUUCGUUUAUACAUAAAAAUAUUUGCUCGUGGAUUCAAAGGCAGCAUGUAAAGUGCAAUUACAUUAAUUACUUCUAAGCGUUGAUAAUAUCUGUCUCACCUUUCCCUUUCCUCAAAUUAUUACAAUAUGAUUUACUCGGAUCUAAACGUGAGUUUCUCUUGUCCACGCGCAAAUUAUAGAUUACAAUUUCGACUCGAACGAUCGAUUAACUUAUUUUAUCAUCAGAUAAGCACAAUAAGUGGCUAAGUAUAGGUAUCCUCUUAAUUGCAAGAAAUAUGUAAUUCGUUGUAUUGUACUAUUGAUAUAUUGAUUAAUGUAUUAGGUUGGUGCAAUGAAAUGUCGUUUUUACAAUGUUUGAAUUUAAUAUGCUGUUGAUAGAAUUGAAAGAAAAAGAAAUUUACUAUAAAUUAUUAUAUUGAAUCUGAACAAAAUAUUCAUAAAUUAUUUUAAGCUGGAAAAAUUUAUAGAAACUACAAUUCUUAUGAAUCCAAAAGAAUUAAUCAAUCCAAAACAAUAUUUGGGUGAAAUAAAUAAAAUUUAUUUAAAAAAAUCUCAUAUACACCAACCUAGCAUUUAAUAAUAUAUGUAAUGUAUGUAAUUUUUUUUUUAAAUACCAGAAAUUGUCUUUUUCAAUUAUUAAUGUUUCUUUUCUCAAUUAUUUUUAUUUUAAGAAAUAAGAUUUAAAAUUUUUCUUAUGUCCAAAAAUCUUAAUAACAUUUUUUUAUUUUAAAUCACAAAUUUAGAAUUCAAAAUUUGAUUAUAUUAUAAAUGGUAUUGUAAAUAAUCACAGAUGCCUGAGAGGAUAUUAUACUUGAAAUAUCUUGAACUAUAAAACGUUAAGCACCUAAAUGUGUAAUCGUGUGUACCAAAUGGACGAUAACUAAUUAUUAAACAUUAUCAUAUCGGGUAUAGUUCCAUUCAAAUUCACGCAGAAGAAGAAAUUGUUCGAAACUAGAUCCAUGCGAUUAUCCUCUUUUCAUUGUCUGCCUUAGCGACUAUGAACGACGAUAUAAACUUGUUACCAAUUCUACGUGAAAAAAAACAAUUUAGAUGUUUUAUUUUUUUUGUUACAGAGCAAUACAUACCUCUUGUAUCGUUUCACGAGAUACUUGUUAAAUAACGAUUAAUAAGAUAAAUUAUAAAUCUGUUAUUACGGAAGAGAUAUAUCUAUUAUAUAUAUACACAUAUACAGACAAACACAUAUAUAUGUACAUAUUCAUAUAAUUUUAAGUGGACGAUUUUAAUUUCACGAUAUCGAGAUGCUAAUUUAAGAAAUCUACAAAAUUUUUCUUGGAUAGAGAGUUAUGUGAUCUAUCUAUUCAUUCUGUGAAGGAUUUAAAUUUUGCCGCUCAUUUUUCCCUCACUUCAGUUUUUUUUUCCAUUCACAUGGUUAUUUUUAUAUCAUUUAUAGAGAUACGAUAUAUUCUGAUCGAGAAAAAAAUGAAAUGAUAUUCGAUACUACGAUGAAUUUGAAAAAAAUAACCAAUUUCGACGAAGUGAUACGCAUACACAUAUACACAUAUACACGUAUACACGGACACAUAAAACAUGUAUAAUUUAAUUAAAAAAAAAAAGAAAAAACGACAAAAGUUAAUGGGAAUUAUAUGACGUAUACUGACCAGACCAAGCUCAAUAUUUCUAGAGUCUUUACAAGAUAAAUAAAUCUGUUAAGUGACAAAUGACUAUUAAAUUAAGUAAGGAGAGGAAAUCUAUUAAGAAAACUUAUACAUACUAGCCUACAAUUUAUUUAUCUAUGAAUGCGAGGGAAAAAAGCGCGAAUGAUGAGAUAUACAUAUAUAUAGAAAAAAUAGAAAGAGAGAGAAUUAUAUUAUAGUGUGCGUGAUAGAGAGAGAAAGAGCGAAAGAGUAAAAGUUAACAAAGGAAGGGAGAGAAAGAGAGGGAGCGAGUGCAAGUGAAUGAGAGAGAGAGAGAGCGAGAGAGAGAAGAAAACGAAGAAUGCAUAAAAGGAAAGAGAACUAGUCUUGGAGAACUAUUACGAAAAGCAUUUUAGAUGCUGAUAUGUACCUACUACGCGAAUGAAAAGAGUAUACAAUAAAAUAAACAAAUGUUUUCAAA